UGUUGGACAUCAUUGGGCAGAGAGAGAAGAGGGGAGGAAAAGGCUGUUUACACAGACUGCAAACCGCCUGGGGAAUAAUGCAGGAAAGGAAGUGAGCCGGCUCUCUGUCUGACUGCUCCAACUUCCUGCUAAAGCAGGAUCUCAUUCCAGAGAAACAGAACAGAACAGUUCAGACGACAGUAAGAAUGGAAAACAAGGGGAUUUUACAAUUUUCUUUUUAAAAGUGUUAUCGAAGAGAAAUACAUCACAGGUCUGGUUAUGGAGAGUGCUAUCACACUGUGGCAGUUCUUGCUUCAGUUGCUUUUGGACCAGAAACACGAGCACCUCAUCUGCUGGACGUCCAACGACGGGGAGUUCAAGCUCUUAAAGGCGGAGGAAGUGGCCAAACUGUGGGGACUUCGCAAAAACAAGACCAACAUGAACUACGACAAACUUAGCAGGGCGCUCCGUUAUUACUAUGAUAAGAACAUUAUCAAAAAGGUGAUCGGACAAAAGUUUGUAUACAAGUUUGUCUCGUUCCCUGAAAUCUUAAAAAUGGACCCCCACACAGUGGAGCUGGGCAGAGAGAGCAUGCUGUUACAGGACAGUGAUUCUCUGAGUCUGGAGACCAAAGAGCAGCAAACCCUGUCGGCCUUGAGAAACACCGGCCGCAACGACUAUAUCCACUCAGGUCUCUACUCCUCCUUCACAAUCAACUCACUACAGAACCAGGCCGAGGUUUUCAAAUCAAAAAUGGAGAAGCAAGACGAGAAAUCGGAUGACAAGCUGCAGGGGGACGAGACGCGGACUGUAAUCCGCUUUGUAACAAACAAAACGGAGAAGCCGGUGGUUUCCAUGCCAUCCUCUCCUUCUAUGUCAGCUGAGGCCGUGGCUUCUGCAGCUUUCUUGACAUCCUCUGCCUCUGCCAAAGCUUCCCCAACUUUGAUGUCGGCUCACGCCACAAACUUCUCCUCUCCCUCCCCCAGUUCUUUCCUGUCAGGAAACAGGAGCCCCAACCCGGAGGCAGAUGAUUUGGAACUCUCUUCCCAGCCUCUGAACCUUUCUGCCAGCCACAAGGCCAGGUCUCCUCAACUGUUUGAGAAGAGGAAUAGCAACGACUUUCCCCCAAAGGCCAAGAAACCCAAAGGCCUGGAGAUCUCAGCCUCCUCUUUACUAUUCUCAGGCACUGAUAUCGGCUCAAUUGCCCUCAACAGCCCCGCACUUCCCUCAGGGUCUCUGACACCAGCUUUUUUCACUGCACAGACACCUACAGGAUUGUUGUUAACCCCCAACCCAUUAUUAUCCAGUAUUCACUUCUGGAGCAGCUUAAGUCCUGUGGCUCCUUUAAGUCCUGCAAGGCUCCAAGGAACAAGCUCUUUAUUUCAGUUCCCCUCCUUGUUAAACGGUCACUUACCGAUGCCAAUUCCGGCGAUGGAUGGGUCUUCUUCACCGCUGCUACUUUCUUCUAAUGGUCAGAAAUCCUAACUUUGCCCAAGUGAAUGCUUAACCGAAGACAGUAUUCUUUUUUUGUGCAAUGCAAAUCACUUUUGGUUCUGCACAUUUACAGUAUACAGACAGAUACUGAUUAUUUUUUAUUUUUUAUUUUUUGUAAGGAUUUGUAUAAGGAUAUUGUUAAAUCUUUGAUAAACACCUUACUGUUUUAAGUGUUUAACAUUAAGAAAUGGUGAUCCUUCUAAUACUGUGUUUAAGGUUGCCAUUGGCGGCUGUGAAUCUAUGUUGCUUGUCCUUUUUUAAAAUUUUUUAUUGUAUGCACUGUGCUUUAACGUUGUAACCGGCUGUGCCUUCCCACGUAUACAAUUAAAUAUAUCAUGUAAAUAUAUUCUUUUUCAGCUUUAAGAAACAAUUUAUAAAGACAAAAUUCCAGUAAAGUAUAAAGGCUCUAUAAUGGCUCUCAAUUACUAUUUUCAUAAAGGAAUUGAUAAAAUGUAUUCUCAUAUUAAUUUUGUGGUUUAACAGUGUAGAAAAUAUGCCUUAUAUUUGUUGUAUAAAUAAAAGUGUAGCAUGGAAUGUUCCAUUAAAAA
Polyodon spathula (Mississippi paddlefish) is the source of this 2021-nucleotide messenger RNA. RefSeq names its product ETS transcription factor ELK3 (gene elk3). The transcript has 5 exons. Gene Ontology annotation, cellular component: nucleus. NCBI's taxonomy places the organism in Eukaryota, Metazoa, Chordata, Actinopteri, Acipenseriformes, Polyodontidae. Gene Ontology annotation, molecular function: sequence-specific DNA binding; DNA-binding transcription factor activity, RNA polymerase II-specific. Bases 259 to 1464 code for a protein of 401 amino acids. Gene Ontology annotation, biological process: regulation of transcription by RNA polymerase II; cell differentiation. The record is from RefSeq and is a predicted model, not a curated record.